Serendipita indica DSM 11827 is the source of this 2361-nucleotide messenger RNA. NCBI's taxonomy places the organism in Eukaryota, Fungi, Basidiomycota, Agaricomycetes, Sebacinales, Serendipitaceae. The record is from the annotation of a GenBank genome assembly.
AUGAACGUCCUUGUCGUCGGCAGCGGUGGUCGCGAGCACGCACUGUGCUGGAAACUCGCUCAGUCGUCGUCCGUUGCCGCUGUCUUUGCAGCGCCGGGCAAUGCUGGAACGGGGCUGGUUCCAAAGGUCAACAAUGUGCCUAUAGCCACAGACAAGUUCGAUAAACUCGUCCAGUUUGCGCUACAAAACAACAUCUCCCUCGUCGUCCCCGGCCCCGAGCAGCCACUCGUCGAUGGAAUCGAAUCUGCAUUUCGCAAAGUGGGCAUCUUGGUAUUCGGACCAUCGGCCUCGGCUGCGCGAAUGGAGGGUUCAAAGGCAUUUUCAAAGGACUUUAUGCAGCGACAUGCAAUCCCUACAGCCGCAUACAAGACAUUUACUGCCUCUCAGUAUACCGAGGCUCUCGAAUACACAAAGACCUGUGGCCACCGCGUCGUCCUCAAAGCGAGUGGUCUCGCCGCCGGAAAGGGCGUCCUUAUCCCCGAGACACCAGAAGAAACAGAAGCAGGACUAAAGGAUAUUCUUCUGGACCAAGUUUUCGGCUCUGCUGGCAACGAAGUCGUCGUCGAAGAGUACUUGACUGGUCCUGAGAUUUCAGUUCUCGCCUUCUCCGAUGGAUACACAAUCGUACCAUUGCCAGCCGCCCAAGACCACAAGCGGAUUGGAGAGGGGGAUACAGGCCUGAAUACGGGUGGCAUGGGUGCAUAUGCACCUGCACCUGUCGCCACAAAGGAGGUCAUGCAACAGAUUCACCGCGAAGUAUUGCAACCAACCAUUGACGGGAUGCGACGAGAGGGGUACCCCUUCGUUGGAAUGCUCUUCACUGGAUUCAUGCUGACAGAAAAGGGUCCAAAGGUGCUCGAGUAUAAUGUUCGUUUCGGCGAUCCAGAAACGGAGGCACUCAUGCUUCUGCUCUCCGAGGAAACAGACUUUGCUCAAGUAUUAUUAGCGUGUGCCGAACGUCGGUUAGAUUCCGUUUCCGUCGUGACGAAACCUGGUGUGGCAGUCUCCGUCAUCCUAGCGUCAGAGGGCUAUCCAGGAUCCUACCCCAAAGGACGUGAAAUCACAUUCCCAGCCCAAUUACCUUCCAACGACGUCGCCAUCUUCCACGCUGGAACAUCACUCCAAAACGAGAAAAUCGUCACGUCAGGAGGUCGCGUACUCGCUGUCACGGCGUAUGGAGCCUCCGUCCGUGCAGCCCUAGAUGCCGCCUAUAACGUGGUCGACAGCGUUUCGUUUGAAGGUAAAACCUACCGACGAGAUAUUGCUCAUCGCGCACUCGACGACUCCACCCUCCCAAGCAAAGGCCUCACGUACGCCCAGGCCGGUGUAUCCGUUGAUGCAGGUAAUGCGCUCGUCGAACGCAUCAAACCUUAUGUCAAAGCCACAAAACGUUCGGGAACAGAGGGUGUCAUAGGCGGAUUCGGUGGGGUCUUCGAUCUAAAGGCGGCCGGGUUUGGCGAAGACGCCGUCCUUGUGGCUGGCACGGAUGGGGUCGGGACGAAGCUGCGAAUUGCGCUUGAAAGCGGCAUUCACGAUACUGUUGGUAUCGACUUGGUCGCAAUGUCGGUCAACGACCUCGUCGUCCAAGGGGCAGAACCACUCUUCUUCUUGGAUUAUUAUGGAUGUUCCAAACUUGAUGUGGAUGUCGCGUCGUCUGUCAUCAAGGGGAUCGCUCAGGGUUGCAAAGACAGCGGGUGUGCGCUCGUCGGAGGAGAGACGGCGGAAAUGCCAGGAAUGUACACUGGUGAUGACUAUGACCUUGCUGGCUUUGCAGUCGGCGCCGUCUCUCGCUCAUUGUUGCUCCCAAAGCUCUCCGAGAUGAAGUCCGGGGAUGUACUCAUUGGACUAGCUUCUUCCGGUGUCCAUUCGAAUGGCUUCUCCCUCGUCCGCAAAAUCUUAUCCCUUCACAACUUGACGACAGCUUCACCAUGUCCAUGGUCGACCCCAGAGAAGCCUUACCAGACCAUCGGCCAUGCACUGCUGGAGCCAACGACCCUCUAUGUCCUUCAACUUCUUCCUCUCUGCCGUAAGGGUCUACUCAAGGGGCUUGCGCACAUCACUGGAGGCGGAUUCAUCGAAAACGUCCCACGUAUGCUCCCUCAAGGCCUAGGGUGCGAGAUUGACGUGUCCGCGUGGAAACUCCCCGAGGUAUUCAAGUGGCUUAAAAAGGCCGGAAACAUUGAUGCGCGGGAGAUGGCACGCACAUUCAAUUGCGGUAUUGGAAUGGUCGCUGUCGUGAGCGAGGAUGUCUGUGAUGCAGCAAUCGCAGAACUCAAAAACAACGGAACCGCUGGCGUGUACCGAAUCGGUAAACUCGGUGGGGAGACGUUGACACUGCACGGUCUCGAAUCGUGGAACUAG